AAAAACUGUUUUUGCUAUUGAGCCAACCAUCCCUUAGAUUGCUUUAUUUUCUGUCGUAGCAUUUUCUUGUCUAUAAGAAGGACAUUUCUCAUUCCGAAGUUCGCAGGCUAAGACAAGCACUCGAGAGAAAAGAGAGGGAAAUAGAGAGAAACAUGGGAGACCAAACGCCAUGUGCAGCUUUGUCUAUUGCGUUGAACAAAGUGAAACCAUACCUGGCAAUGGUGUCCCUGCAGUUUGGAUAUGCAGGGAUGUACAUAAUCUCCUUAGUUUCUAUGAAGCAUGGCAUGAGUAAUUUUAUCCUUUCUACGUACCGCCAUGUUGUCGCCACCCUUGUCAUUGCACCCUUUGCCUUUGUUCUUGAAAGGAAAAUAAGGCCGAAGAUGACCCUCCCCAUCUUCCUCAGGAUUGUGGCUCUUGGUUUCUUGGAGCCAGUGCUUGAUCAGAACUUGUACAAUCUGGGAAUGAAGUACACAACUGCAACAUAUGCAUCUGCUUUCGUCAACAUGCUUCCUGCUGUUACCUUCAUAUUGGCAAUGAUUUUCAGGUUAGAGAAGGUCAAUGUGAAGAAAAUCCGCAGUGUAGCAAAGAUCAUUGGAACUGCAAUCACGGUCGUGGGAGCAAUGGUCAUGACUUUGUACAAAGGUCCUAUUAUUGACUUCAUCAAGUCAGGAGGAGCUACUCACCAUGGAACUACUGCUGAAUCUGCGGAUAAACACUGGGUUACUGGCACCAUAAUGCUUCUCGGAAGUAUCUUUGGCUGGUCAAGUUUCUUUAUUUUGCAAUCCUUUACAUUGAAGAAGUACCCGGCAGAGCUCUCUCUUACAGCUUUGAUAUGUUUAAUGGGAAUGUUGGAAGGUGCAGGAGUGUCCCUUGUCAUGGUCCGUGACCUAAGUGCCUGGAAAGUAGGCUGGGACUCAAGGCUUCUUGCUGCAACUUACUCUGGAGUAGUGUGCUCCGGAAUCGCAUAUUAUGUUCAAGGAGUAGUGAUCAGGGAACGAGGACCGGUCUUCGUAACAUCUUUCAGCCCCCUAUGCAUGAUCAUCACUGCUUUACUAGGGGCCAUUGUUUUAGCUGAAAAAAUCCACCUUGGAAGCAUACUUGGAGCCAUUAUCAUAGUCACAGGCCUUUACACUGUGGUGUGGGGUAAAAGCAAAGAUGGGAAAAACUCAGAGACUGAUGAGAAAAGCAAUGCCCUGCAGGAAUUGCCAAUCACAAACAAUGCUAGACCAAUGAAUGUUGAUGAUGGCAUGGAUGGACCUGCCAAAAUUGUUAAUAUUCCAGCUUCAAAGAGCUCCUUCAGCACUCGAGGAACAUAAAGCAUUUCCUUUAAAAUUUUCAUAAACUUCUAGCAGAGUUGUUCUUCCCAAAGCAAUAAAAAGAUACCAUGUAACCACUAACCAAUGCCUCCCCCUCUCUCGAAGUUGCUCUGCAUCUAAGUUAUUUGUAGCUUAUCAUGUUUUGAUUGUACUCUGAGGCUUUAAUUUGGUGAAGUAAAAACGAUGAAUCGUUGCGGUCGGCCUAUAUUCUUGUCCAAAUAUUUCAUUUCAAUAC
This is a messenger RNA of Durio zibethinus, 1551 nucleotides long. Its product is annotated as WAT1-related protein At4g08300-like. Gene Ontology annotation, cellular component: membrane. The record is from RefSeq and is a predicted model, not a curated record. NCBI's taxonomy places the organism in Eukaryota, Viridiplantae, Streptophyta, Magnoliopsida, Malvales, Malvaceae. Gene Ontology annotation, molecular function: transmembrane transporter activity.